AUGCUUGCCCCUGCGGGCCCCUAUUCUCACGCUAUCAAAGCGAACGGACAAGUGUUUCUCUCAGGUGCGAUUCCAGCAGAUGAGAACGGGAAGCUCCUCGAAGGCUCGGUUGGAGAAAAAACUGCUCUCUGCUGCAAGAAUAUUGCUGCCGUGCUGGCCGCGGCUGGAACGACCGUGAGUCGGGUGGUAAAAGUUAACGUCUUCCUUACAGAUAUGAAAGAUUUCGCCGAGAUGAACGCCGAAUAUGAGAAGUUCUUCACGCAUAAACCUGCUCGCAGCUGCGUUGCUGUCCAUCAACUUCCAAAGGGCGUCCCGGUCGAGAUCGAGUGUAUUGCUCUACAAUAA
This is a messenger RNA of Histoplasma mississippiense, 345 nucleotides long. RefSeq lists its product as hypothetical. The record is from RefSeq and is a predicted model, not a curated record. Gene Ontology annotation, cellular component: mitochondrion; cytosol. Gene Ontology annotation, molecular function: deaminase activity. Lineage: Eukaryota; Fungi; Ascomycota; Eurotiomycetes; Onygenales; Ajellomycetaceae. Bases 1 to 345 code for a protein of 114 amino acids. The transcript is spliced from 4 exons.